Molecule: messenger RNA, 1852 nt
Organism: Epinephelus moara (kelp grouper)
Lineage: Eukaryota; Metazoa; Chordata; Actinopteri; Perciformes; Serranidae
Product: cytochrome P450 3A27-like
Exons: 6
Coding region: 977-1852 (291 amino acids)
Molecular function (GO): iron ion binding; oxidoreductase activity, acting on paired donors, with incorporation or reduction of molecular oxygen; steroid hydroxylase activity
Source: RefSeq, a predicted model, not a curated record
AAAAUCUAUUUUAUUAUUAUUUUGAGUCACAUUGUUGAAAGAAUUUAGUCGUCUGUGUUCAAGCAGGAUAAUAGCAGGUCUCCAUUGUGCGUCGGGCUUUCUGUUUCCUUGUCAGAGAUUUUUUCUUUUUUAAUUACAUGAUAUAUAGGCUACUGCUUUUGGCAAAUCUGGCACUCUGCUUUCUGGGGGUUGUCGGGGCAUAUUUUAAAGUGCAACCACACAUCUGAUGACCUCUUGGACAUGUCUGCCAGCUCUGAGUGCGCUCGUUGUCAGUAUCGGACUGGUGGGGGUUAGUGUUGCGUUUAAGGCCUCCCCCAAAAAAACGGGAAAAAAAAGCGCUGAAGCUUCGAAUUUUUUUUCCACAAUCGAAUCCCGUGUCAUCGAACGAAGCUUCGAAGCUUUGAAUUUUUUGGGUCAGCCCUAUCAUCAAGCAUCUUGUUAUCCGGAGUGAGGACUACAGUGUUUUCUUCCGGUACAUGUAACAUCCGCUCCGCCCCCUAUCCAAUCAGAAACCUUCCCUGCCCCAAACCUUGCGCAGACCCAAAUAAAGCCGAUUAAACUGAUCUCCCGUGUAAACCCUCAUUCGGAAUGAAUAUUUCUCAUGUAAACUACCUGGAAAGACUUUAAUUCCACAUGAUUUCAUUCAGAUUUAUUUCAUUCUGAAUGAGAAGCCAUCAUGUAACCGCACCUAUUGUGUGCCAUAUUAAGAAAAACUUUUAACAUUUAUAUUUGUAUGUGUGAUCUAGUGGGUAGCCAACAGCCCAGUUUUAUAUAUCCACAGCACUUCUAUAAAAAAUGAACUGCUCUGUAACCAGACCAGGCCUCUAAUUGAGACAGGCCUUUAUUUGUCUAAAUGUGUAGCCACUCCAGGCUAGUAAAAGGGGCUGGGCGUUUAAUUUGGACUCUGCUUUUAAUUGAAGUUUUACGGUACGUGUCUACAGUCUGAGAAAAGUUGGCAUCCGUGAUAGAAAUAAAUAUGAAUAGCACAUUAUCAACAUUAAACAAGUCUUCUUUUUGGAAGGUUUUCCCCAUUGUCGCUCGCUACGCAGACCGACUCGCUGAAAAACUUGGACGGACAAAUUUGGAUGAACCUGUCGAUGUCAAACAAUUCGUGGCACCUUAUAGUUUAGAUGUUGUGACCAGCGCAUCUUUCAGUGUCGAGGCAAAUGCCAUAAACGAUCCAGAUGACCCCAUUGUUGUUCAUAUCAAGAAGGUUAUGAACUUCAGAUUUUGGAUCUUUUUCUUAUUAAUGGUAUUUCCCUUUGGUUCCCGUCUGUUGAACCUCCUGAAGAUUGACAUCAUAUCCACACCCAGUGUGGAUUACUUCUACAACAUCAUCAAAAGAUUUAAAGAUGAGCAUCGUGAAGAUGAAUCUGUGCGAGCUGACUUCCUGCAGGUGAUGGUUCAGAACGAGAUACCAGAAACAGACAUAAAGAGCGAACACGACCAGCCAAGCAAAGGUUUGACUGAGCACGAGAUCCUUUCCCAGGCUUUCAUUUUCAUCUUUGGUGGCUAUGAGACCACCAGCACCACUCUCACUUACAUCCUUUACAAUCUGGCCACCCACCCUGAAGCAUUGCAGACGCUGCAUGAAGAAAUCGAUGCCAACAUACCGAAAGAUGCUCCCAUUUCAUACGACGACGUGGUCGGUCUUGAGUUCCUGGACCAGGUUCUUUGUGAGUCACAGCGUUUGCUUCCCACUGCACCUCGGCUUGAGAGGAUGUGCAAGAAAACUGUCCAGGUACACGGCCUCACCAUCCCUGAAGGAACCAUGGUUGGGAUUCCUGUGCACAUGUUACACAUGGACCCACGCUUUUGGAGCUCACCUGAGCUUUUCAGGCCAGAGAGGUAA